This is a messenger RNA of Telopea speciosissima, 674 nucleotides long. Its product is annotated as universal stress protein A-like protein. The coding region runs from base 33 to 545 and encodes 170 amino acids. The record is from RefSeq and is a predicted model, not a curated record. NCBI's taxonomy places the organism in Eukaryota, Viridiplantae, Streptophyta, Magnoliopsida, Proteales, Proteaceae. The transcript is spliced from 4 exons.
CUCUCCAAAUUCUCUUGAAACCCUAGAAAUUAAUGGCAGAAGAACAGGUAAGGAACACUAUGAAGAGGAAGGUGAUGGUGGCAAUUGAAGAGAGCGAGUAUAGUUACCAUGCGUUUAAGUGGGCACUUGAAAAUCUUCACGGUACUCUCUCUGGAUCGUCUCUUGUCAUCUUCACUGUACAGACAACUGCAAAUCUCGGUCACAUCUACGCAGCAUCUUUUGGUUCUGCUCGUACGUAUGGUCCUCUCUUAACCAAUCCAGAUAUGCUUAAAUUUGUCCAAGAAAAUAAAAGGAAGGUUUCAUUAGCUCUAUUGGAAAAAGCUAAGGAAAUUUGUGCUAGAAAGGGAAUAAUUGCAGAAACUAUCACAGAAAUUGGAGAUCCUAAAGUGGCUAUAUGUGAUGCAGUUGAGAAGCAGAAUAUUGAUAUACUUAUUGUAGGUAGCCAAGGGAAGGGAACCCUCAAAAGGGCAUUGAUGGGAAGUGUGAGCAGCUAUUGUGUUCAAAACGCCAAUUGCCCCGUCCUUGUAAUAAAGAAAUCGAAAUGAGAGUUUAAUAGCAUCAUGAAUUUGAAAUUAUAAAGUGUACUUAGGGUAUUCCUUGCUUAUGUUGUAUGAUAUUUCAAAUGUUGUGAAAAUUUCAAAUGUAAGACAGCAAAGCUUUGGUGUGUUUCUUUU